CGUGGUCGUUGGUCGCGUGUGAGUGUCCGCCGACCGACGUGUUCGAUAUUGUUGCCGUCAUUAUUCACAACACAUACGUGACGGACGUGUAAGUACGUGUAUGCUCGUGAGUGCGCGUGGGUCCAGUCCUGUCUUCGUCCGCUGAGAGCAAAACGUUUUUUUUUUUUUCAAACACUUCUGCGGAGUUCACACCACCAUCUGCGAUGGUCCCAGAAGGGGCCGAUCUUUGAAAAAGACUCAACACUACAUGAUGUGACAGAGRAAAGAAGAUUAUUGAAAAAGAACUGUAAAAAAUAUUAUUUCAAAGAUGAAAUCAUGUUUUCCACUUCUGGUCAUCAUGCUCACGACAGUGGCGGCGACACCUUGCAUAUUCAACAGCAUGUGUACAUGCAAAACAGACGAAGCAUUAAGAAUGCACAUCGCAUGUGUUGCUGUUCCUUUAUAUACAAUCCCAGAAGUAGCAACUGGUACUCGGAUAAGUCACAUGGAUAUCAUGUCAUCUGAGAUCGAGGUUGUCGACAAUGAUAUAUUACAAGGAACACAUAUUGAAUCAUUAAGGUUGAUGAGCAAUAGAAUCGGAAUCAUUUCUGAAAGGGCCUUCGCGUCGUCCGGGUCAGUUCUAAGAGCCCUUGAUCUCAGCUACAACCAAUUGGAUAAAGUGCCACUUAAAUCAUUUUUCAAUAUAAAAAAUUUGGAUUGGCUUAAUUUACAUGGUAAUAACAUAGAAGUUGUGGAAACGCAUUGGAAUCAUUUGCAAGAUACUCUACAACAUUUAUUUAUUGGCGAAAAUGAUUUAAUAUUAUUUCCCGAACAUUUUUCAAAACUACGAACUUUAUCAACACUAAAUCUAGAUAAUAAUUUGAUUACGUCAAUUCCAUCUAAUAUUAGAACUCCUCCGACGCUAGAAACAUUGAGCAUAUCAAAUAAUUUUCUACAAGAGUUUCCAUUGUCACUAUUGGAAACUGGUACUGCAUUAAAUAGAUUAUACAUCCGCGACAAUUAUAUAGAAAAUAUGACAAAAAUAAUUCCAAAUAGAUUUGUUAAACUAGAUGUUUUAGAUUUUGGCAUGAAUCGAUUAGACAGUUGGUCAGGUCGAAUGUUUGGCGGUCGUUCAGAAGUAAGAAAUUUACACUUAGAUAUGAAUCGAUUAGAGUCCCUGGAUGCUAAUGCAUUUGAUGGAUUGCGAUCAGUUCGGAUGUAUCUAUCAUAUAACAAGUUAAAAAAUUUGAACCACAAAACAUUUGAAGGUCUUGAAAGAAUACUAGAGUAUUUGGACUUGGAACAUAAUAAUUUAGGAAUAAUACCAACRGCAAUAAGAACAUUAAAAAAUUUAAAAUUUUUGUAUUUAUCRUCAAACGAUCUCAAUAAAUUAGAUUCAGGGGAUUUCACAGGCGUGUCAUCGAGCUUGAGGUCACUUUCAUUAUCUGGGAAUCUCCUUACGGAAAUUCCAAGCAAUGCAUUGAUGAACUGCACUAAACUAUCUCAUUUAAAUUUAGGAUAUAAUUUUAUCAGAGAAAUAAAAGAAAAUGACUUUGGAGAAUGGGCCAUGCACCUUGAUACAUUACUACUGAUGAACAAUAAAUUAAAAGAACUCAUUGGAAGACCUUUCAAAAACACGAAUGCUCUUCGGGAAUUAAGUUUAUCUUUUAAUAAUAUUCAUUACGUAGAUGCUGACGUAUUUUUGGAUUUAGCUACAUCGCUAGAAAGUUUAGAAAUUAGUUUCGGCGUUUACUAUGACAACUUUCCAGUUAAAAUACUUAGACACCUCAAGUCUUUGUUGUGGUUAGUACUUGAUAAUAACGAUAUUUCAUCGGUGCCAUUUGAUUCAUUGUAUUCGCUAGAUAGUCUUCAGUAUUUGAACUUAGAGUCUAAUAGGAUAUCUGUAUUGGCUCCCGGGACAUUUGGUGCACCGAACCAAACUGAUCUUCGUGAARUAAGACUGAAUCAAAAUUAUUUAAUGUCUUUAGAACCAAAGACGUUUUCCAAUCUGCAACAACUACAAACGAUAACUAUAUCUAGGAACAAAAUUAUUGAAGUGAUGUCGCACUCCUUUAAAGAACUUCCAAGACUACUCAAUAUUGACUUAUCGUUUAAUCAAAUUGAAUACAUCCAGCCAUCAGCAUUUCACGGCUUACCAAAUUUUAAACGUCUUGAUUUGCAAGGAAAUCAAUUGAAGGAAUUGCGAAUGACGUCAUUUGUAAAUUGCACUAAUUCAAAAACGCCAUUGUCCUUAAACGUAUCCAACAAUCGUAUUGAAAGAAUGCCGAUUGACGAUUCAUUGACGCCAAUUCACAUAAAAAUAUUAGACUUAAGUCAUAAUAGUUUACAAGAUUUACCAUUUAAAUUGUUAGAUUUCAUAUCUAGCUCACUUAGAAAUUUAUACUUGGAUCAUAAUCGAAUAACCAAGAUAUAUAACUCCGAAUUCAUAAACUUAACGAACUUAGAAGUUCUAUCAAUCACCGAAAAUGGUAUGACAUCAAUAGCAUCAAAAGCAUUUAGUAAUUUAACUUCUUUGCAAAUACUAUAUUUAUCUGGUAAUAAGAUACAACAAUUAUCGUCCCAACAGUUUGCAACAUUACCAAAACUUAGAGUAUUAUCUUUAGCCCGGAAUCGACUAAGCACAUUAAGUUGGGAUGUAUUAUCAGGAACGCCAUUAGAGUAUAUUGAUCUAUCCAAUAAUGAAUUACUCGCGGUACCAGCUGGUGUGCUAUUGAACACGGGCUCAACUCUAAGACAUCUUUUAUUGGCUGGUAAUCGGAUAGAUCAUGUUGAUGGGACAACGUUUUUUGAUGUGCCMAGAUUAGCCAAUUUAAGUUUGGCGAAUAAUAAGUUGACAAUAAUUCCAGACAACACAUUUGUUGGACUCACGAAUCUUAUUUCAUUAGAUUUGUCUUCAAAUAGCCUAAGAGCGAAUUUCAAAGAACUUUUCCACUAUGUACAAAAUGUUAGGCAUUUAAAUCUGGAAGAUACAGGGCUAAUCGAAACGCCACCAUUACCACUUCCUAGUUUAAUUUCACUUCGACUGUCAAAAAAUAAAUUAGAAAAAAUAUCCAGAUCUUCAAUGGAAAUGUUGUCCCGGCUCAAAACAUUGUUCUUAAAUGACAAUAAAUUAAGUUCUUCUCCGUCACACGCUUGGUCGUUACUACCAUCAUUAAAAACAUUGGAUCUAUCUUCAAAUCCUAUAAAAACAAUAACUAAAGCAAGUUUUUCAGGMUUGUCCCGUUUGCAGCAUUUACGAGUUCAAAAACUCGAUUAUUUAGACCGUUUUGAUGCGGGAUCAUUAUCCAAGUUGUCCACACUCCGGUCAUUAGCUACUGAUUGGCGACCUAACCUUGGACAAAUCGUAUGCGCUGCUGUUAAGUCAAUCCGUAGACUUUCGGUUCACGUGAAAGGAUCUAAAUUAAUAGGACCGAUAGUCGACACCUGCGGUCCCAAAUUAGAAUCCGUGGCCAUAACGGGAUCGAAGUUGCAGUUCGUUGAUCGGCAGGUAUUCUCAGGUCUAGAGCGUGGGGUCGGUGAACGACUAGCAAUUAGYAUACGAGACACUGCAAUUGAAGAUUUGCCUUCUGAUCUAUUGCUGCCAUUGGUUGGCGUACCGAAACUCGCACUGGAUUUAACUGGUAACAAGCUUACAUCACUCAAUCCAUUGACAAUAUAUUCCAAUUACACGACAUGGGAAAACUCCGGGACAAAUAUAUUAAAAGGUGGACUGUACCUGGACGACAAUCCUCUGCAGUGCGACUGCGGUCUACUUUGGCUGGGCCAGUGGCUACGUCGAUGGCUCCGGGAGGCGGUGCAGGUGCACACACUGGGCAUGGCYGAAACGCAGCUGGCACAGUGGACGGCCCGACGGGCCACGUGCGCGGACCCUAGGAAUGGAGGGGCUCGGGUGCCAGUGGCCGACAUCUAUCCGGAAGACCUGCGGUGCAAGGCGAGCGCGCUGAGUGGCAGCGGAACCGGAAAUACGGCGACUAAGACGUCGCAUCUUAUUGUCUGCUUGGCCCGUUCACUAGCAGUAUUCUAUCUGGUAACUGUCUGGUGUAACGUCUACUGAACGAACGAGAGAUGUCGUCAACUGUUUCAAAACGCGUACUUAUGUAAACUGUAUAAUAUUAUUAUGUCAUUGUGUUAUCGUAUAAAAUCGUGUUUUUCAUUACCAUGUAUUGUUGUUAAGAGUCAGUGAUGUCCUCAGCGAGAUAGGGGGCCAAAGGAGAACUCACGUGGUCAUUUUCAUUUUUUUUUUCAUCGUUCUACUCAUAUAGGUACUUUUUUCGACCAGCAUAGUGUAUAGUGUAUAUUAUUAUAUUGAGUUCAAUUCUCCCCCACUCCUAUAAAUUGGCCUGAGGAUGCCACUGACCCURACUAUGCACUCCCUCGGGACUCGCUGCCAGUGAUACGUGACUCGGAUUGAUGACCACGCGUAUGUCCAUGUGAGAUGGUAUGGUUAUGUGUAUGAAAUAAUCGGGUAAAUGAUUUUUUAAUCCAUUUUUAAGCGAUAACUCAGUACACUCACUUCUUACCACACCAAUGAAAAAUUACGCCUGUAGUAAGUUGUAGGUUAGCACUGUCGUUGGAAAAAGAAUUAUUAUCAUUUUGUUAUAUUCUCAUCGUCGUCGGUCUGUGUACAGAACUGAUCGUUCGCCACGGAGGAAGGGUUUAUCACCCAACCCUACUUGUCUUAGUGCUACCUGCACGUACGGGGUAAUGGGGUUGUAUUUACAUACGAGCGUGACUCACUACGACCGGCUAAAAUGUGAGCUAUUUUCCAAAUCAUAACAUAUUUCCCCAUUUUUACCUCCGACCAUUAACAAACACACAUAAACACCAGAAGUCACGUCGUCAUAUUCCCGAUCGUAUAACACGCACUGUCCACCCUUGAAGAGGUUUGGUCUGGACCAAGACCCUUGCUGCUCUACCCUAACAACAGCAUUGGUGGAACCCCAUCCCAUCAUAUUAUCGCCACACUAUGGCUAAAUAAAAUUUUAAGGUUUUCGUUUUGUUUACCAUCUGAUCGCAAGAUACACGGUCUCGGAGAAUUUUUCAUAAUGCGUACAAAGUCAUCGCUGUGACCCCCAUUAUAAUGGCCUAGUAAAUUCGCGAAAUAACCAUCAUUCUGGUGWGUACAUAUUAUUUUUAUUCAGUCUUUACGCGGAAAACGCAUCUGACGUUUCAAAUAUAACAUGGUGCAUACUACAUACAGAUCCAAAGCGUAUGCAUUCUGAACAGAUAGUUAUUAUUCCAUUAUUUCACCACUAUCCAUAUUUUCAACAAURUUUUAGAUACUAUGAAAUUGACUAUCAUUGYUUAUUAUAGCCGAAAUAAUAUUACGAAAUUCGCAAURAUAMAAUAUUAUAUGAUACGCAGUUUUUUGAUUUUAUAUACCAAGUA
Molecule: messenger RNA, 5388 nt
Organism: Diuraphis noxia (Russian wheat aphid)
Lineage: Eukaryota; Metazoa; Arthropoda; Insecta; Hemiptera; Aphididae
Product: chaoptin
Molecular function (GO): protein binding
Source: RefSeq, a predicted model, not a curated record